AUGACCCCUUCAACGAAGCCGAAAACCUUCCAUGUUGCCAUCGUUGGCGGUGGAAUUGCCGGUCUGAGCUUGGCUAUCGCCCUUCAUCAUCGCGACGUCUCAGUCAAGAUCUACGAGCAAGCCCAUGCCUUUGCCGAAGUCGGCGCUGGCGUCUCCUUCGGGCCGAAUGCAGUCGAGGCCAUGAAACUCUGCCACAGUGGGAUAUAUGAGGCAUUCAAGAAAGUGUGCACACGGAAUCUGUGGCCGGAGAAGGAGAAAGUGUGGUUCGACUACCUGGACGGAUACACACACAAUGAAGAGGAGUACAAUGCCGCUUCGAGUGGGAAGGAGAGCAAGAGGCAGAAAAUCGCAUUCACGAUCACAAAUAGUCUCGGGCAGACGGGGGUCCAUCGCGCACAUUUUCUGGACGAGCUGGUCAAGUUGGUCCCCCAGGAAAUUGCGCAGUUCAAUAAGCGGCUCCAGAACAUAACAGAGCGGGGAGACGGGAAGCUAGUGCUCAAGUUUGCGGAUGGGGUGGAGGACGAGGCAGAUGUGGUCAUUGGUUGCGAUGGGAUCAAGUCCAGGGUAAGGCAAAUUCUCGUCGGGGAGGACCAUCCCUCAGCGCACCCAUCAUUUACACACAAGUAUGCCUACCGCGGGCUGGUGCCCAUGGACAAGGCGAUCGAGGCAAUUGGAGAGGAACUUGCCUCCAAUUCAUGCAUGCAUAUGGGCCCUAAUAACCAUAUGCUCACAUUUCCCGUCAAUGGCGGUAAGACCCUCAACAUCGUCGCCUUUCAUACAACCCCCGACACCUGGACCGACCGUACUCGCCUGACUCGCGACGGCACACGCGAAGAAGCUCUUCGCGACUUCGCAGGUUACGGACCUAAUGUCACCAAGCUCCUCAAACUCUGUGACCCCAAGCUCAGCAUUUGGGCAAUCUUUGACUUGGGCGUCCAUCCCGUUCCCACUUUCCACAAGGGCCGUCUCGCCAUCUCCGGUGACGCCGCACAUGCCACAUCCCCGCACCACGGCGCCGGCGCCGGCUACUGCCUUGAAGACACAGCCGUCCUUGCUACGCUCCUCUCUGACCCGCGCGUGCAAAAUAACAGCGACAUUGAGACAGCCCUGGCUGUCUUCGACGCCUGUCGCCGCGAGCGCACACAGUGGCUUGUACAGAGCAGUCGGUUCAUCGGCGAUUGUUAUGAGUGGCGCGCUGAGGGGGUGGGACGCGACUUCCGGAAGAUUGAGGAGGCGAUUAAUCGCCGGAACGCGAUCAUCACGGAUGCUGAUGUUGGCGGCAUGUGUAGGGAGGCGAAGGAGAUGUUGGGGCAACGGUUGGGCGGGGAGGAGAGGGCUGCGCUGUAA
Aspergillus nidulans FGSC A4 is the source of this 1347-nucleotide messenger RNA. RefSeq lists its product as uncharacterized. Lineage: Eukaryota; Fungi; Ascomycota; Eurotiomycetes; Eurotiales; Aspergillaceae. Gene Ontology annotation, biological process: secondary metabolite biosynthetic process. The coding region runs from base 1 to 1347 and encodes 448 amino acids. The transcript has 3 exons. The record is from RefSeq and is a predicted model, not a curated record. Gene Ontology annotation, molecular function: FAD binding.